This is a messenger RNA of Haliotis rubra (blacklip abalone), 497 nucleotides long. RefSeq lists its product as uncharacterized. The transcript is spliced from 3 exons. Bases 162 to 485 code for a protein of 107 amino acids. NCBI's taxonomy places the organism in Eukaryota, Metazoa, Mollusca, Gastropoda, Lepetellida, Haliotidae. The record is from RefSeq and is a predicted model, not a curated record.
UGAUUGGCUAUUAAAAUGCAAUGGCCGCGUCCAUCAGUUUAGCGUGACAGGCGUUUGUACGCUACCAGUUACCCUGUGUGUGAAGUGACAAGUGUUGAUCUGUCACAUACUGUCAUCUGUCAAUAGCGAAGCGAAGGCAUAGAAUUCAAGUUAGUGCUGGUAUGGCAGCUGACCGGUCAGAAGCCUUCGACAAGCUCCGGCCAGUUUGUGUAAGACUCACAAAGGAACAAACAAGUGAGAAUGUGCUGGAGGUUUUGCAAAAUGUGAGGUCAGUUCAAGCUGAAGUGCUCCAGGAUCUGCAGGAGUAUGUCCUCUUCCCCCCUGAGAUUCAUCGUCAAAAACCAGACACAGGACACUCUGAAGGAGGACGUCCUCACUGCAGUGUGCUCCUGUGUGGGGCACGUCCUCUCGCACACAUCUGUCACCCGCUGGGAAAUGUUCCAGGACAUGUUCACCACCUUCACAGCACUGUUGGUUGCCCCUGACGAUGAGCGAGG